Corylus avellana is the source of this 802-nucleotide messenger RNA. Its product is annotated as histone H3.2. Gene Ontology annotation, cellular component: nucleosome. Lineage: Eukaryota; Viridiplantae; Streptophyta; Magnoliopsida; Fagales; Betulaceae. The record is from RefSeq and is a predicted model, not a curated record. Gene Ontology annotation, molecular function: structural constituent of chromatin; DNA binding; protein heterodimerization activity.
CUCGCACAAACCAAUCUCUGAAAUCCUUCGUUUACCAUUUCUGAAACCCUAGCUCUCUCCCAAUGGCUCGUACCAAGCAGACUGCUCGCAAGUCCACCGGAGGCAAGGCUCCGAGGAAGCAACUGGCCACAAAGGCGGCCCGGAAGUCCGCUCCGGCCACCGGCGGAGUGAAGAAGCCCCACAGGUUCCGCCCCGGGACCGUGGCUCUCCGUGAGAUCCGAAAGUACCAGAAGAGUACGGAGCUCCUUAUCCGAAAACUCCCUUUCCAGCGCCUGGUCCGUGAGAUCGCCCAAGACUUCAAGACCGACCUGCGUUUUCAGAGUUCGGCCGUGGCGGCUCUCCAAGAGGCGGCGGAGGCGUAUCUGGUGGGACUCUUCGAGGACACCAACCUUUGCGCCAUCCACGCCAAGCGGGUCACCAUAAUGCCAAAGGAUAUCCAGCUCGCUAGGAGGAUCAGGGGUGAGCGUGCUUAAAUUGAAAAGGAAUUUUGUAUAGAUAUGAAAAUUAAGCGUUUGGGAAAGGAUAUCCAGCUCCACAUGUGUUAGAUUAUGUUGCUUUCUUUGCUUACUGCUAAGAUUGUAUUGUAUUCACUUUCCCAAUGGAAAUUAAGGGUUGCUUCCUUUUGUUUCAGAAUUGUGAUUAAUCUCCGUGCUCUGUGUUUUUUGAUAUUCUUAGAUUGGAUAGGCAAUUGGUACAAAUCGUAUGACAUCGUACCUCAUGAACGGAUGAGGGCUAUUAGCUACUAUUGUAUGAGUUAAGCCCUAUGGUUAAAGAGAUUUAUUUUUAUAUUUGGCCUUUGAUU